AUGUCUUCCGCUCCCACAAAGAAAGAGUUCCUCUGCAUCCUCCCCGACAAGCCGGGCAUGCAGGCCAAGCGUCUCGAGGUUCGGCUCCUAACGUUGAGUCUGGUUUCAUCGUUGCUGGCGCCCGGGAUAGGUGCCAUGCUCGAGGCUCAUCCGGCUGAUGGCGAGACUCCUUCUUUUAAGGGUAGCAUGUUGCUCGCCCUUGCGGAGAGCGAGGCUGAGGUUCGCGCCUUGCUGGAGAAGGAUGUCUAUGUUUCUAACGGUGUGUGGGAUAUGGAGAAGGCUCAAAUCAUUCCGUUUAAGUCUGCUGUGCGUGAACAGCUCAAGCUGUAA
Molecule: messenger RNA, 330 nt
Organism: Penicillium maclennaniae
Lineage: Eukaryota; Fungi; Ascomycota; Eurotiomycetes; Eurotiales; Aspergillaceae
Exons: 4
Coding region: 1-330 (109 amino acids)
Source: RefSeq, a predicted model, not a curated record